This is a messenger RNA of Protobothrops mucrosquamatus (brown spotted pit viper), 2016 nucleotides long. It is a transcript of the gene SKP2, whose product is annotated as S-phase kinase associated protein 2. The transcript is spliced from 10 exons. The record is from RefSeq and is a predicted model, not a curated record. NCBI's taxonomy places the organism in Eukaryota, Metazoa, Chordata, Lepidosauria, Squamata, Viperidae. The coding region runs from base 162 to 1409 and encodes 415 amino acids. Gene Ontology annotation, molecular function: protein binding.
CGUUAGCCCGGGCGGAUCGAGCGCGCGGGGUUCUUUUGCUGGAUUUCCGGAGCUGCGGCAAAUUUAACUAGAUCAACAAAGCUAAGCAAGGCAAGGCGCGGGAAAGUAAAAGCCGAGGGAUCGGAGAUCCCCGUUCUUCAUGCAUCACACUUUUGAGCAUCAUGCACAGGAGACAUCUUCAGGAAAUUCCAGAUUUGGGGAGCAACAUCACUACAAGUAUCCCAUGGAGCUGGCAUCCCAACAAAACUUCAGAUCUCCUCUCAGACACUCUGGGAGUGUCUGCUCUUAAACUGGACAGUGAGAACACACCUCAGGAUCUAUUGAUGUGUGUGGCUCCACCCACCAAACGGCAGAAAGUGAGGGAAACCAAAUGUGUGAUUAUCCACCAGCCUAGACUGCUUCAUGCAACAAUAGCAGGUGUUUCUUGGGAUACUUUGCCAGAUGAACUGCUGUUGGGAAUCUUUUCCUAUCUAAACUUGACUGAUUUGCUGAAAGUUUCCCAGGUUUGUCAGAGAUGGCAUCGCCUUUCGCUUGAUGAGUCGCUCUGGCAAACUCUUGAUCUUGCAGAUAAAAAUCUUUUGCCAGCAGUGAUUGGCCAAUUGUUGCCCUUGGGAGUGAUUGCCUUCCGCUGUCCAAGGUCCUGUAUUGGGACCCCUUUGUUUAAAACAAGCAGGGCUCUUUGUGUGCAACAUCUGGAUUUAUCAAAUUGUACAAUAAAGGUUAUAGAUCUUGAGAGUAUCCUUGGCAGAUGCCAGAAUCUGCAGAAUCUCAGCUUAGAAGGUCUCUUACUUUCUUCUGAUAUAGUUAGAAGUAUAGCUCAAAACCCCAACUUGGUUCGGCUAAACUUAUCUGGAUGUUCUGGAUUCUCUGCAGAUACUGUGGAAGUGUUGUUGAAAAGCUGUCCAAGGUUAGAAGAAUUGAAUUUAGGCUGGUGUGACUUCACAACUGAGCAUUUGAAGAUCAUAGUCAGUCAUGCUCCUCCAAAGCUAUUGCAGUUGAACCUUAGUGGAUACAGGCAGAAUCUCCUGAUGCCAGAUGUUAAAACAUUACUAGAGAGAUGCUCUGGUCUAAUACAUUUAGAUUUAAGUGACAGUGUUAUGUUGAAGCCUGAAUGCUUUGCGUACCUCCACCAACUCACACGCCUUGAGCACUUAGGUUUUAGCCGAUGCUAUCAAAUACCUCCUGCUGCUUUACUUGAACUUGGUGAAAUUGCUACGCUCAAAACGCUGCAGGUUUUUGGAAUAGUGACUGCCAAUUCCCUACAGCUCUUAAAGGCGACGCUUCCUCAUAUAAAGUUCAAUACCUCCUACUUUACACCUAUUGCAAGACCCACCACCGGCUGCAAAAAGAACCAAGAGAUCUGGGGGAUCCAGUGCAGACUGAACUUGAGAAAUCCGGCUGGGGUUUGAAAGAACUUGAAAGACUCUGACUUCUACCAACAGCAACGUUGAGUUCCUCAAGUCUUCACUGUGGAGUUUUUGCAUUCCGUUGUAACCUCACAAUUUGCAGUUACUGACCGGGUUUUAUCAGUUUAUGACCAAAUGCUAUCAAGUAUUUUACAAUUUGUAUUUUUUAUGUUUUAUGUUCCACUACUUUUACUGAGGCCUGUCCAAGAAAUGCUAAUCAUGCACAAAUAGUUGCCAUAUGCAAUAUGCACACUCUCCUUGUGGAAAUAUUUUUUUUUUAAAAAAAGUAGCUCUAGUUAAUAAAACUUGUCCAAAUGUUCAUAUUCUCUGUUUUAUCCAUGCCAGUUAUUGUUGUAGGGUAUAUUUGGGCUGAUAUACUUAAGAUACUGACCUUUAUCUCAUAAUUCCUGGAAACAUCAUAGUUUAAUUCUGUUUAGAUCACAGCCCUGAAACGUUUUGUUGUCACAUAUCUCAAUACUAAUUGAGUAUAAUCAACACAGCCGCAUGUUGCUAAUUGGUAUACAAUGGCAUUUGGGACUGGAAUGGCAUUUGGGACUGGAAUUCCCUUACUAAGUGAUGUUAUUGUAAAGCAUAACGUCAUGUGACUGCA